AUGAAGUAUUUGAGAUGCCUGUCGCCAGCAGUGGUUUUGCUGCUGCUUAGAGUGACUGGACUUGACAUGGAGCAUCUCCAAGCUGAAAACCUAAAUCUCCUUUCACCAGAUGAGCAUAAAUUGGUCCUGAACCGUGGAAUGAGAGUGCUGCCCAGAGACUGCUAUGAAAUGCUGAUGGCCUCUUCAGGCUGGGCCAGAGACGGAGUGUACCUGAUCCAACCAGGGGACUCCCCCAUUGUGGCCUACUGUGCCAUGCAGGAGGGAGGCUGGACCGUGGUGCAGCACAUUACUGUGAAUAGCAGUGUGAAUUUUGAUUGCACUUGGGCUGAAUAUAAGAAAGGCUUUGGUUUUAUCACUGGAGAUCAUUGGCUUGGGAAUGACUACCUUCAUCAGCUUACCCGUGGGCCUGCACGCUAUAAACUAGGAAUAAAACUUGUGGACCAAGAUGCCGUCACAAAGAUGGGAGAGUAUGAUCCAUUCCUGGUGGAGGAUGAAGCAUCAGCUUAUAGACUGAGACUGGGGUUGUUUGAGGGAACGACCGUAGACGCUCUGACGCUGGAUACAGAGAACUAUCUCCAUGACAACCAGAAAUUCACCACUAAAGACAGAGACAAUGAUAACUACUUCCAGAACUGUGCCAAACUGGAGUUUCAAGGGGUGCCGGGAGGAGGCUGGUGGUACGACGCCUGCGCCGGCGCCAAUCUGAAUCGCAGAAAUGUCAUCUACUGGCAAAAAGACUGCAACAAGGAGCGGCUGUGCAAGUAUGCAUGGAUGAUGGUGAGACCUUCUGACACAGUGAAACUGAUUCAGAGUGGAGACUGCAAGAAGGAUGAGCUAUAAGGACGUCAUUCCCAGGAUUUGUGCCAGAUUUGAGUUUUUGUCAUUAAACACAACAAUGGGUGAUAUCAGGGAUUU
Haplochromis burtoni (Burton's mouthbrooder) is the source of this 915-nucleotide messenger RNA. RefSeq lists its product as uncharacterized. The record is from RefSeq and is a predicted model, not a curated record. Lineage: Eukaryota; Metazoa; Chordata; Actinopteri; Cichliformes; Cichlidae. Bases 1 to 840 code for a protein of 279 amino acids. The transcript is spliced from 2 exons.